GAACGGUGAAAGAAAUGGUGGGAAACUAGGAGGAAGAGUAACGCGUAGGAGGAGGAGGAGGAGGAGGAGGAGGAGGAGAGAGCACGAGGCUCGAAGAGAAGAGCGAAACUUGUGAGAUUUUUUCGGGGCCUCCUAUUUCAGUUUUCCAUUUUUGGAAAAAUUUUCCAUAUUUUGAUAUGCAGCAAUAGGAAGAGUGAAGGCGGGACGGCGGCGACGGAUGAGGAGGAAAAUUGGCGGGAAGAAGAAACAUUGAUUCUCUGUGAUUGGCGGGCAUUUUUCUUUGAUUGGCGCAAAAACAGUCGUUGAUUCUUUUUGAUAAAAGGCGGGAGAAGGGAACAGCGAUGGAUCUGUUGGCGGCGCAAUAUAGCGACGACAGCGAAGAUUCAGGCCAGGAGGAGAAAAGCGAAGGAGGGAGGACGGUAGGAUGCGUAGUAGAGGAGAAGAAGCACGCAGAUGUGAAGGACGAGGAGAUGGCAGACGUGAGUACAACAGUGAAAGGAGGAGGAGGAGGAGAGGGAGGAGAAGGAGGUGGAGGACAACGAAGAAAGCAGAGUGACGGCUCGGAAAUGGAAGAAGAUGGCGAGGAGGAGAACGAGGAGAAUAAGGACAAGGACAAGGAGGAGGUGAAAGAGGGGGAGGAAGAGGAAGAGGAAGAGGAAGAAGAGGAGUUUGAGUACAGACCAUUGCCGUCGAAGUGUUCUGCUCCUGAUGUUAGUGUGCCGUUGGAUGGGGAGGGGAGAGUGAUCGCGCCGCCAAUUCCUCUCGACUCGAAGAAGAGACAAGUCAACUUCAAUCCGACUUAUUCUCAGCUAUGGGGGGAAGCAACGAUGUCGAUAAUUACGCAAAAAGCACCCUUUGGAGAGGCGAGGGGUCUACUGAGGGGUCCAAGGAAUCACAAGACGGGUUUCGUAGAAGAUUCAUCGAUAGACCCGUGUUUAUUCGACGAGCAAUUCCACACAUUUCACGCCUACGGCUAUGCCGCCGACCCGUGCAGUGCAGAGGGGUUGAAGCUCAUUGGAAGCCAGCUGAGUGUGGAGGAACACGGCGGCGCGUCCGUCUUCACUACUGCACAAUGGGAGCACCGCAAGCGGCGGGCAGAGUUCCGCGACCCACCACCUUCUAGGGUUCAACCACCACCUCCUCCUCCUCCUCCUCCUCCUGCUGCUGCUGCUGCUGGUUCUUCUACUGCUGCUGCUUCUGCUGCUGGUGCUGCAGAAGGCGUUGGUGUUGACGUCAGUGGUGCUCCUCCUGGUGCUUCUACUCCUGGUGCUGGAGAUGGGGUUGGCGUUGAUGAUGUCAGUGGUGCUGAAGUGGCAGUAGACGAGGAGUUGAUGUCAACACUUAAUCCUGCAUCGGACACGUGGCUGGAUUACAAGAGUCCGUGGGCGAAGCGGAAUGAAGGGCCGGCGGCGGAGCUGACGGAGGAGCAAAGGAAGUACCGAGAGGAGUACAGAGAGAAGAAGGCCGAGGAGAAGGGCGAUAAAGCAGAGUAUCAGGAGAAGAGUGUGUUUCACGGCAAAGCCUCGGUGGACUACCAAGGCAGAUCUUGGCUGGCACCGCCCAAGGACCGCAAGGCGACCAACGACCAUUGUUAUAUCCCCAAGCGAUGGGUGCAUACCUGGAGUGGGCACACCAAAGGUGUUAGCACAAUUAGGUUGUUUCCCAAGUACGGACACCUUCUCCUCUCUGCGGGGAUGGAUACGAAGAUCAAGAUCUGGGAUGUUCACGGAUCGGGCAAGUGCAUGCGCACCUACAUGGGUCAUCAGAAAGCCGUGAGGGAUAUCUGUUUCAACAAGGACGGCACUAAGUUCUUGAGCGCGGGCUAUGAUCGCAAGAUUAAGUUAUGGGACACAGAGUCGGGGGUGGUGGAGAAGGUGUUCGGCACGGGCAAGAUUCCCUACGUCGUGAAAUUCAAUCCUGAUGAUGAUAAACAGAACAUACUGUUGGCGGGCAUGAGUGACAAGAAGAUUGUGCAGUGGGAUAUCAACACAGGAGAGAUCACUCAAGAGUAUGAUCAGCACUUGGGAGCGGUUAAUACCAUUACCUUCGUCGAUGAGAAUCGAAGAUUUGUGACUUCCAGUGAUGACAAGUCGCUUCGUGUGUGGGAAUUUGGCAUUCCGGUCGUGAUAAAGUAUAUUAGUGAGCCUCAUAUGCAUUCUAUGCCGUCGAUAUGUGUCCAUCCUAAUGGCAAUUGGUUUGCUGCGCAGUCGUUAGACAACCAGAUCUUGGUAUAUAGCACUAGAGAAAGGUUUAGAUUGAACAAGAAGAAGAGAUUUGCAGGCCACUUGUGUGCAGGAUACGCUUGUCAGGUCAAUUUCUCUCCUGAUGGGAGGUUUCUAAUGUCGGGGGAUGCAGAGGGGAGGUGUUGGUUUUGGGACUGGAAGACUUGCAAAGUGUUCAGAACUCUAAAAGCUCACGAGGGGGUGUGCAUUGGCUGCGAAUGGCACCCCUUGGAACAGAGCAAAGUGGUCACCUGCGGUUGGGAUGGGCUCAUCAAGUACUGGGAUUGAUUGAUUGAUUGGUUGAUUGAUUGAUAUCAUUUCCAGAUUGUCGUUUUUCCAUUUUGCAC
Chara braunii is the source of this 2569-nucleotide messenger RNA. The record is from the annotation of a GenBank genome assembly. NCBI's taxonomy places the organism in Eukaryota, Viridiplantae, Streptophyta, Charophyceae, Charales, Characeae.